Fusarium tjaetaba is the source of this 561-nucleotide messenger RNA. RefSeq names its product GTP-binding protein rhb1. The record is from RefSeq and is a predicted model, not a curated record. Bases 1 to 561 code for a protein of 186 amino acids. Gene Ontology annotation, biological process: small GTPase-mediated signal transduction. The transcript is spliced from 3 exons. Lineage: Eukaryota; Fungi; Ascomycota; Sordariomycetes; Hypocreales; Nectriaceae. Gene Ontology annotation, cellular component: plasma membrane. Gene Ontology annotation, molecular function: GTPase activity; GTP binding; GDP binding.
AUGCCUUCUCCCAAGCAAAGAAAGGUCGCUAUUGUCGGCAGCCGCUCUGUCGGCAAGUCGUCUCUAGCCGUGCGGUUCGUCGAUGGCCACUUCGUCGACAGCUACUAUCCUACGAUUGAGAAUACCUUCAGCAAGAUGAUCAAGUACAAGGGCCAAGAUUACUCAACCGAGAUCGUCGACACAGCGGGCCAGGACGAGUACAGCAUUCUCAACUCCAAGCACUUUAUCGGCAUCCAUGGCUACAUGCUCGUCUACUCAGUAUCAUCACUGCCAUCCUUCGAGAUGGUGCAAGUUAUUCGUGAGAAGAUCCUCAACCACCUGGGCACCGAGUCGGUCCCCAUCUGCAUCGUCGGCAACAAGAGCGACUUGCGCCCCGAGCAACGACAGGUGACACCCGAAGAUGGACAGAAGCUGUCGGAGAAGAUACAAUGCGGCUGGACCGAGGCGAGCGCGCGAUACAACGAGAACGUCGGCAAGGCUUUCGAGCUCUUGAUCGGACAGAUUGAGAAGUCACAGAACCCAGGCGAGGCUCCGGCCAAGAGCAAUUGCAUUCUGAUGUAA